Molecule: messenger RNA, 1065 nt
Organism: Cladophialophora immunda
Lineage: Eukaryota; Fungi; Ascomycota; Eurotiomycetes; Chaetothyriales; Herpotrichiellaceae
Exons: 1
Coding region: 1-1065 (354 amino acids)
Molecular function (GO): protein binding
Source: RefSeq, a predicted model, not a curated record
AUGGGUUGCCAUCGCCACCAUCCCUGGGUCAACGCGAGUCACUGUCAUGGUGGUACUGAAACCACUCCGUUACUUUCCGCCAUCGGAGAACGAGACGAAGAACUUGUCGAAAUUCUGUUGCAAGCCGGCCUCGACCUCAACAUGUAUGACGCGGUCAGCAGUACACCUCUGCUUGGCGCCAUUCUGCACGGAGAUCAUGCGCUGAUGAAGCGAUUGCUUGAUCUCGGCGCUUCCCCGACAAUGAACGUUUUCCGAUUUCAGUCUUGUUACAACGUGUUACAUCAGACUGGUGACACCGAAGCUAUCGACAUUCUGCUCAACUACGGAGUUGAAGUUGAUGGUCCGUGUGAGUACUGCCCGACAGCACUCUGGAAGAGCGUACAAACGGAGAAUCAUGAUCGCAUCUUGCACCUUGCCUCGCAAGGCGCAGACGUUAACUCGCCCAAUUUCGAAGGAGAAAAUCCACUACAAUACGCUCGACGCUUUCACAUGGACGACAUCGCGGAACUGCUCGAAAGGCUGGGCGGGAUAGAGGCAAAUGAAAAAGCUCGGCGUGCAGCGCAGAUAAGCAGCGUCCUCAGAAUAACAAGCCAAUUCAAGUUGGUGAGUACGGAAGAGCCAGAAUGGGUCUCACAGAGACGACGGGUAAUGUUGGGAAGAUGCCUGUUCCUUCUAGGAGAUUAUGACAACAGCGUUAUUGCCAUAGAGGGGACUUUCAAUAUAGGGCAGCAAGGCGGGAUAUAUCCAUAUGUCGAUUGCAGUGGAUGCCGAAGCCGACAGAGCGGUAGAUAUCACCUUUGCCGCGACACAGGCUUCGGGUACUGCCAUGCUCGCUGUCUUGCAACACAUCAGAAAGAGAUCAAUCAUGUGGCCUCCAUGAAGGACCACGUAUAUGUGACAUUUCCACGUCCUUUCCUUCGUGAUUGUCCUGCUGGAUUUGUUGCCCUGGAUCAGGUAACCCACAUUACCCGGAAUGAGUGGCUGGAUCGAGUGCUUGCGAAGUGGCAGCCACAGACAGACACUACCAAUGCCAUGAGUGCUGUCAGAGCAGAGGGGGAGCUAUGA